Lotus japonicus is the source of this 1311-nucleotide messenger RNA. Its product is annotated as expansin-A6. NCBI's taxonomy places the organism in Eukaryota, Viridiplantae, Streptophyta, Magnoliopsida, Fabales, Fabaceae. Gene Ontology annotation, biological process: plant-type cell wall organization. Bases 85 to 861 code for a protein of 258 amino acids. The transcript is spliced from 3 exons. Gene Ontology annotation, cellular component: extracellular region. The record is from RefSeq and is a predicted model, not a curated record.
CUCACUUUCCCCACACCCUCAAACCAACACAACCACAACCAACUCCUCAUCUCUCUUGUUCUCUCUCUCUCUAUCUCCUCUGCAAUGGCUGGAAUUGUUCUGCUCUGCAUUUCAUCAUUGGUCUCUCUUUUUGCUGCAACCACUGCUCGAAUCCCUGGAGUUUACAGCGGUGGUCCUUGGCAGAGUGCUCAUGCUACUUUUUAUGGUGGGAGUGAUGCCUCUGGAACAAUGGGUGGUGCUUGUGGGUAUGGAAACUUGUACACACAAGGGUAUGGAGUAAACACUGCAGCACUGAGCACAGCACUGUUCAACAAUGGCUUGAGCUGCGGAGCGUGCUUUGAGAUGAAGUGCGACCAAGAUCCACGUUGGUGCAACCCUGGGAAUCCUUCAAUCCUCGUCACUGCCACUAACUUUUGCCCACCCAACUUUGCUCAACCCAGUGACAAUGGUGGCUGGUGCAACCCACCUCGCCCUCACUUCGAUCUCGCCAUGCCAAUGUUCCUCAAGAUCGCUCAGUACCGUGCCGGAAUCGUCCCCGUCGCUUACCGCCGGGUACCAUGUAGAAAAAGUGGAGGCAUUCGAUUCACGAUCAACGGUUUCCGUUACUUCAACCUGGUGCUAAUCACCAACGUCGCGGGUGCAGGGGAUAUCGUGCGCGUGAGCGUGAAAGGAGGCAACACCGCGUGGAUGAGUAUGAGUCGUAACUGGGGGCAAAAUUGGCAAUCCAACUCUGUUUUGGUGGGCCAGACCCUCUCCUUUAGGGUCACCGGCAGUGACCGACGCACCUCAACGUCAUGGAACGUGGCACCAGCUAAUUGGCAGUUCGGACAAACCUUCACCGGAAAGAAUUUCCGUGUCUGAGAAUUUUCAUAGUUUCAGUUCCCUGCCAUCUAACUUUCCUCUAUUUUCCCGGGAAAGUUUUUAAGUAGCACUGGUAGGGUUAAAAGAAAAAGUUCACGUAGCAUUAGGAAAAGUUAAAGUGAAAAUAAGUUUAUUAAAAUAAUAAUAACAAUAAUAAUAAUAAUAAUAAUAAUAAUGAUUAAUAUAAAUGUAAGUUUCAGUUGGGGAGGGGGGAGUUCUUUGCAUUAAAUGUGAGUGUUUCUAAAAGUAUAAUGUCAUGGGCGAUGCUGCUGGUAUAUUAAUUAUCCAGCAUAGCAAAUCUUUUUUUUAUCUUUCUGUUUUUAGUUUGUAAUUAAGGUGUGUGGGACUGGGGGCUGAGGAGGUUGCAGAGAGGAUACAUGUAGCCCGCAGCUCUAUAUUGUCAACAUAAAUUGAAUAAAUAAAAAUAUACUACUAUUUCAGUUGUUAUAA